Capsicum annuum is the source of this 3450-nucleotide messenger RNA. Its product is annotated as double-stranded RNA-binding protein 1. Gene Ontology annotation, molecular function: double-stranded RNA binding; ribonuclease III activity. The transcript is spliced from 3 exons. NCBI's taxonomy places the organism in Eukaryota, Viridiplantae, Streptophyta, Magnoliopsida, Solanales, Solanaceae. Gene Ontology annotation, cellular component: nucleus. Gene Ontology annotation, biological process: regulation of gene expression; rRNA processing. Bases 2074 to 3015 code for a protein of 313 amino acids. The record is from RefSeq and is a predicted model, not a curated record.
UUCGAACUAACAUUCAGUUCAAGUUUGAAGAUUCUUGUAAACUAAAAUGCAUUGCGUAGGAUUUUGGCGGUAACUAAGAUUUCAUUUUUUUAUGUUAGUUGUUACUAUUUCUAUUCUAUAAGUAUUUUCUUAUUGGUUAAAUAAAAAACCGAACCGUUAAGGACCAAAAACCAAUAAACCGAAAUCGAUAAGAAAUAUCUUAUUGGUUGGUUAUUGGUUUUAUAUAUUUUAAAACCGAAAACCAAACCAAUAACAUAUAAAACCGAACCGAACCGACCGAUGCACACCCCUAGGCGAGACAUAGUCGCCUCUUGUCGUCGUGGCGAGGCAAAAUCCAAAAGGCAACGCCUUUUCGAGAAAGGCGACAAGGCGAGCCGCCGUGGGUGUCCCCUUUUUUUUUUUUUUUUUUUUAAAUUAGGGUUUUAGGGUUAAAAGUUAAUUUUAGAGCUUAUUUUCAUAUUUUGGCUAUACCAACUUACUCAUUGGCGACUGCGGCUGCUACCUACUCACAACUCACAAGUUUGACUUCAACUGCAGCGACCGGCGACGCUACUCCGGUGACUCCUCCUACUCCGGUAAGUCUUGAUUUCUAUUUUUUUCUUCUUUCUUCUUCUUCUUCUUAAUCCGUCGGCUGAACAUUGGCAUGCUGUUUUUUUUCUCUUCUUCUUCUAUUCUGUAACAGUGAUACAGUUUUACAACACACUGUCACUGAUUUACUGUAACAGACUAACAGUAAGCUGUAAGCAGCAAGCACUGAAAUAUUUCUUGACUUGAAAAUUUCCUAAUAUAUUAGCGCUAUUGAAAUUUUGAUCAUUUAUAUAUUAUUUUAAUUUUUUGUAUUAAUUGUCGCCGCACAUUCAAAAGGCGAGCGGCAAGCGGCGAGGUGGGGCCUUGUCGCCUCUUGUCGCCUUUCGCCGUCCAAAACACUGACUGACCCUCCUAACUUCUAACACUUGCUCCCCAAGCUCUUCAUCUACUAAGAUUCCUACCCCAUUCCUAUUCCUCACACUACCUACGAACCACAACUUAUAGCUGUUCACAUCUCGCGCCUUAGAACCUAUUCAUUUGGUCUCUUGAAUACAAGCCAUAUUAAUCUUCCUCUACCUCAGAAUCUUCACUAGUUCUAUGGACUUCCCUUGUAAAGUUCCUAUGUUCGGGGACCCUACUCUCAAAAAGAUUCAUAUGAACUAUUCCUUAACCAAAUAUACAAAAAUUUCCAACUUUUAGCCAAACAAGACCAGUGGGUUUAAGAAUAUGCACAUCAAUAUGUACACGCAGAUAAAAACAUUCAAUAUGAACCAUUCCUUGACCAAAAAUACAAAAAAUUCCCCUAAAAAAAUCCAACUUUUAGCGAAAUAGGACUAGUGAGUGUAUCAAUAUACACAUCUAUAUGUUCACCCAUACCAUAUAGAAACGAUCCAAUCCAAACUAUCCUUAAUAAAAAUAUACAGAAUUUUCCAACAAAAAUCCAACUUCUAGCCAAAUAGGACUAGUGGGUGUGUCCAUCAAUAUGAACACCCAAAUGAAAAAAAGAUUCAAUUUUAACCAAAUAAGGAAAGUGGGAGUGUAUUUAUACACAUCAAUAUGAACACCCAAAUGAAAAAAAUUCAAUUUUUAACUAAAUAAUGGAAGUGGGUGUGUCAAUAUGCACAUCAAUAUGGUCAACCCAUAUGAAAAAGAAGCAAUUUUUUUAACCGAAGAAGAGAAAAGGGUGUGCAUAACCAGAAGUGUAUAUCAUGAGUUUUGGAGUUUAGAGUUGGAGGGUGUGCCUGUAUCCUAGCUGGAAUUUUGAAGGUCUAUCUAAAGUGAAAAGAGGAAGAAGAGAACAAGUUCCAAAUUACAAGAAUCCAAAGGGUUUCAUAUUUUGGUCCCCCUCAAUUUACAUUUUUACCCUUUAACAUCAAGAAAAUAACUAUUCUUCACCUGGUUUUUUCCACUUGUCCCUAAAGUUUGAUGGGUAUUUAUGUAAUUUUAGUCAUAGCAUAAAUGCUAAAUGCCAUAUUUAUGUAAUUUUGUCAUAGCAUAAUUUCACUUUCUUCUCUCACUUCUUUGGUGCUGACAAGAAAUACCAAAAUGGCUAACAAAGAUGUGUCAACUUGUUAUGUUUUCAAAAGCCGACUGCAAGAAUAUGCGCAGAAAGUUGGACUUCCUACCCCUGUUUAUGAGACUACAAAGGAAGGACCCUCUCAUGAGCCUAUGUUUACGUCAACAGUCAUUGUGAACAAUGUUAGGUAUGAAUCUCUACCUGGAUUUUUCAAUCGCAAGGCGGCGGAGCAAUCAGCUGCUGAAGUUGCACUCAUGAGACUUGUAAACUCCGGGUCAAUGGAAAACCUUUCUCAGCCAGUGCACGAAACAGGCUUGUGCAAGAAUUUGCUCCAAGAGUACGCUCAAAAGAUGAAUUUUGCUAUUCCUAAAUAUGAAUGUCGGAGGUAUGACCCAGAAGGCAAAGUGAUAACAUUUUCAUGUACCGUAGAUGUAGGGGGAAUGAGAUAUGUUGGAGCAGCAGCUAGAACAAAGAAGGAAGCAGAGAUCAAAGCUGCUAGAACUGCAUUGUUGGCCAUUCAGUCUAGUAGUACGGGGCCUAAUGGCUAUUCUGCAUACACUGUCCUUCCAAUGAAGAAGGUCACAGAUUUGUCCAUCAGCAACCAGGAGAGUGCAGCAGCUCUGAAACCAAAGAAAAACAGAUUCAAGAAAAAGAAGAAGAGGAAUGUAUGCACGAGGAACACUGGUGACGUGCAAGUUCAGAUGGUCAAUCAAGGUACAGAAUCACCUGCACCUCUUGCCCCCACUAUGGGUGAUCCAGCUCCAUUCAACAUUUCGAGUUCUGUUGAGAACAGAACAGCAUUAGUGGUGAGCCAAAAUGAUCGUGGAACUUCAACUCUUGGAAUCAAUUCUCAGUUUGGUGGAGCAGGUACGGCUGAGGGAAAUGCUGUUAUUGGAGUUGAGCAGGUUACUUCAGAAGUACAUAGUUCAACGGUUGUGAUUACUUGGAGAAACAACUCUCAUGUACGAUAGAUUCAGAUCAAGGUCGAAGUAGGAACAUGGAGGCAGAAUAUCUGAACAUGUUUGUUUUGCAGGGUUAGCUAUAUGAGGUGGUUGGUACAAGAACAAUUAGAUCAUAGGUAAUACGUUGGAUGCUCAAAGUUUCCGCGAGUAGGUUUAGCGUUAACAUUUUGAACAUCCAAAAUUGAAAGGAUUGUCGAUGGCGUGCGUUUGCCUGACUGUUAAAACUUAUGUAGUCGUUGGUACAUGCCAAAUGUGUGGUGUAGUUGGCACAGCCGCAUGUGCAUGAAUCUGUCUUUGACAUUACAUGGUUUUACUUCAAUUGCUUUGAUAUUUGAGGUAUCCUGUCAUAUGACAAUAUGUAAAGGAGCUCUUGGUCCUUUGGACAAAAACCUUGAGUAUUUCUAAGUUACUGUUUCAUCACUAUUAACAGUAACUUACAUGGCA